AUGAGUAAGGAGAACGCCAAGAAAAUAGCAGGAGCUGUCUCCAAGGAGACAAAUAGAGAGAUGGAGGGACUUAUCCGCAGCCAACAUGAGCUCUACGGGCGCAUUGCUCGCUCGUACGAGAACCUGAGGAAGGUGGGAUCACCAAAUAUCACCAUCGGGUUGGUGGAGGCGCGUUUGCAGGCCCUCGAGUCCAACUGGGCGAAAUUCGAGGCGCAGCACGAAAAAAUAUAUGCCGCCUACUGGGAGAUCUUGGUGGAUCAUGACUACGAGAAGAAGGACGAGGCUUACAUACAGCAAAAGGGCAUGUUCCUCGAGACGCUCCGUAAGCUCAAGAGUAAAGCGGACAGCGCUCCCGCUCCGGCUGCUGCCGGGACGAACCCGCCUCGUACGACCUUGCCGCGCAUUCAGCUGCCGGAGUUCGCGGGCAAAUACGAAGAGUGGCCCGCUUUCCGUGACCUAUUUCAUUCGAUCAUCGGGAAGGAUGCCUCCACGACUCCAGUUGAGAAGCUACACUACCUGAAGUCGUGCUUAAAGGGGGAGGCGGAACUCUUAGUGCGCAGCCUGCCCACGACGGACAAGAACUUCGAGCGCGCUUGGAAGACCUUGACGGACUACUACCAAAACAAGCGACUCCUGGUGCGCUCAUACCUCGCUCAAUUUACGUCGCUGCAAAAACUGAAGGGUGAGUCAGUAUCCGAGUUACGCAAAGUGUAUCACCGUGUCGUGAGCACUGUCGGCGCUCUCGACAGCAUCGGGCGGCCGAUUUCGCGUAGUGAGGACCUGUUCGUCCAUCUCGUCGUAGAUCUUCUCGACCCCCGUUCGCGUCGCGAGUGGGAGAACGCUGUCAGCGAAACGCCGGAUCCGCCGUCGUUCGCCGUCUUGCAGCAGUUUCUGGACCGACGCCUGCAUACUCUCGAAUCGCUCCAGCCGGCGAAACCGAAGAAGGCGAUUUCCGCGAAGGCCGGGGGGAAUUCCGCGCAGCAAACGCGAGCCUUGCAUGCGAAGGCAAAGGAAAACCGACUCGGUCGCUGCUCCGUAUGCCAAAAGGGACAUUUUAUUAUGUUUUGCGCCGCGUAUAAGGGGAAAACCGCCGCGAAACAAAAACAGCACGUCGAGGCAAAUAAUCUCUGUCUCAAUUGCCUCGGAAAACACAAGUUAAACGAGUGUGAUUCGAAACGAAAUUGUUCCGUGUGUGACGGCCGACACCAUUCGAGCCUGCACGACGCGUACCAAGGAACCGAGGUCGCCACAACUUCGCAUCUCGCGCAAGGACCUUCCGAGACCGCAGUGGCUGUGCUCCUCGCCACCGCCCGUGUCCGCGUGCGUGAUCGGUUCGGCAUCGAGCGUACCGCGCGAGCUCUAAUCAACCAGGGUUCCGAGUCAUUGCUCGUCGCGGAAUCGUUAGUGCAGCGCCUGAAACUGUCUCGCGCACCCGCCUCGGUCGCGGUAUUCGGUGUUGGCGGGAAGCGGACGGCUCGUGCGCGAGGCCUGGUGACCCUCGAAAUCUCACCCCGGGGAGGAGGGCCAUCAAUCGCCGUGUCGGCUUUAAUACCCCCUCGGCUCUCCCUCUACGGUGGAGGGAUCCGUGCGGAUAAAGAGGCGUGGACGCAUCUCCGCGGGCUGGAGCUCGCCGAUCCCGAAUUUCUAGGCUCGGAUCCGAUGGAUCUCCUGCUGGGCGCCGAUGUCGUCGCCGAGAUCCUCCAGCCGGGACUGCUCAAGGGCGGGGCACACGAGCCUGUUGCCCAGAAGACGGCGUUAGGGUGGAUCAUCUCUGGAGCCGCCGGAGCGGUGGCGAAUCCGGAGGUCGCAGUAGCGCACCAGUGCCACGUUGACGCGGAGCUCUCCGCUCUGGUGCAGGGGUUCUGGCGGCAGGAGGAACUGCCCGUCGGCCCUCCCGCGCUAACCAGGGAGGAGCAAAAGGCCGAGGACUUUUUUGCACGAACCCAUUUGCGUACCGCGGAGGGCCGAUUCGUCGUGAGACUCCCGUCGUAA
Molecule: messenger RNA, 1992 nt
Organism: Temnothorax curvispinosus
Lineage: Eukaryota; Metazoa; Arthropoda; Insecta; Hymenoptera; Formicidae
Exons: 1
Coding region: 1-1992 (663 amino acids)
Source: RefSeq, a predicted model, not a curated record